Oryzias latipes (Japanese medaka) is the source of this 1202-nucleotide messenger RNA. It is a transcript of the gene timd4, whose product is annotated as T cell immunoglobulin and mucin domain containing 4. The record is from RefSeq and is a predicted model, not a curated record. Gene Ontology annotation, biological process: apoptotic cell clearance; cytoskeletal rearrangement involved in phagocytosis, engulfment. Lineage: Eukaryota; Metazoa; Chordata; Actinopteri; Beloniformes; Adrianichthyidae. Gene Ontology annotation, molecular function: phosphatidylserine binding.
UCAUUUACCUCCACCAAACUUUCAUCUCCUGCAUGGUUUUCCACUUUGAUCCUGAACUGAAGCUGAACGUUUUUCAGAUUCAAUCAAGUAAAGAUGAGGAGAACAGAAUCCGGACGAUGACGACAAACUUUGUUUCUCAGAUUGAAAACGUCUUCGAGCGUCACAUUGACAUCCUCAUCAUCGACGCACAAACACACACAGUGUGCGGCUGGCCCCUCCCCCAUGACCCCCCCACCUCUGUCACAGACCCUCACUGUUCUGUUGUUGUGGUCCAACCAAAUGCACGCACAGAUGCACAGGAUGGCUGCUGCGCCGCCACGAACGCCACAAGCCUUCAUCACCUUUCUCUUCGUCCUCACAGGUGGACAGCUGUCGCCCGUUUCCUCUUUUAAAGUAACUGAGGGGGGCGUGGCUUCACUGUCUUGUCAGUACUCGGUGAAGCGCUUUGGUCUGAGUCGUGUCUGCUGGGGUCGAAGCUGCGGGACUUUCUGGUGCAACAACAUCCUGGUGCAGACGGACGAGAAUGGCAUUGUGUCAAAGGUGGACGAGCGGUACCAUCUGACCGGAGACAUCCUGGAUGGACAAAUGGACCUGGACAUCCUGAGUGUGAGGCGGACGGACAGCGGGCCAUACUGCUGUCGAGUGGACGUGGACGGCCUCUUCAACGACAAGAAAGUGAUCAUGAACCUGAGGGUGGUUAAAGCUCCGGCCAACAGUCUUCCUCGCCUGACAACAACAGCAGCAAUGACCACAGAAGGCGUCACCGAGAUGGCCCCCACCUCGGUCAAGUCAACAACGGUGAACUGGAAGAGCCUGCUGUCCUCUGAACUGGACCUUCUGAGGAGGAACUCUACCUUGCUGCGCUCUGACACUGUAACAGUGGAGGACUCUCACCCCUCGCUCUCCCUCCAGGUCAGCGCUCCAGUUCUGGCUCUCUCCAUCACUGCUCUCCUGGUCAUUGCUGCAGUUUUUCUUUUUCCAGCCUUCAAGCGUGGACUUCACCGAAGAGCCUUCAAGAGUGUCUGUUUCUCCCCAGAGGAACCUCCCCACAUCAUCUAUGAGAUCCGCAUGAGGAGGCCAGUGCAGGAGAACAUCUACACUCUGGACUAGAGCGCCUCCUCCAGGCUGGGAGAUGCGUCCCUUUGUGCUGUUGCUGCUUGUACUUGACGGUUUUAUUUUAUAUUAAAAGUGUAUGAAAAGCA